UCUCUCAGCUAUCCUUUUCCAUUUCCCCACUUAUCCCUUCCAAAUCCUACCCUUAUUUUCACUUAUCCCACCUUAAAAUCCAAUUUAUCCCUCGUAUCUCUCACUUAUCCCAACCGAAUACCCAACUUGGCCUUCAACAUAUCCCUCCAACUUAUCCUUCUUUUUGGCGUCCCUAAGCUUACUUUUUAUUCCCAACUCGAAUUUUUAAAAAAUUUUCAACCCUCCAAUAUACUCCCCCUUCAUAAAAUUUUAUUUAUUGCUUUCUUAUGCAAUUAAUCAUUUAUAAAUUUAUUUUCUGUUUGUCCAAGAAAAAUGGACAAUUGUAAAGUAAAUUAUGUUCUCUCUUAAAUUAAUUUUUACUUUUAGCACUAGUAGUCUUUCAAACCCUUGUAGAAAACUUCCAUUGCUUUACCCCCUCUCUAUUUUUUACUCUUUCCCAAGCUUUUCUGGCCUUACCUUAAAUUUUGUUUUACUAAAAGACUGCCUUUUCCGAAUGACUAUAGGGUCCACAAUAUCGAAAAACAAAAAAAUCAACACCCAACUGAUCAUCGCGGUGAUAAGAGUAUACGAAAACUAAUGGGGGUACAGACCAAAAGGGCGCGCGGCCAUAACGGCGUAUAGCCAUACCUAGCUGGAAAAUUACUGGCCCUUGCCAUCUUUGGUACCAAUCUCUUUAGCUCAAUGAUUUGAAUCGUUUAAUAUUAAAUUUGAUAGGAUUCGUGAAUCUUCAAGCAAGCUAUGGCUUUGCGCUGUUAUGACCGCGUGCCGUUUUGGGCGUGCCUCAUCCUAUGUAUGGAGUGAUCUACUAUCAAAUCUCGUUCCAUCUAUCUCAAAGCAAGACUCCUUUGAUAAUAACCUUUUUUAUAGUCGAUCAGCGAGCUAAGGAAAUAUUUAUAUACCUACAGAACUGCCCAUAUAACGAUUGACCUUUUGGGUAUAUUUUAAAAACUGACCGGCUGCCUAUCAUCUUGUUUGUUUUUAUUCUGUCCUGUCUACAAACAAAACACUCUUUAUUGCCUAAUCUGAAACGCAAAUAAAAACAAAAGAGGCUUCUACAGACUAAAAAUAAUAUUUGCUUUUUCCUCCUAGUUGGACUAUA
Molecule: messenger RNA, 1099 nt
Organism: Meloidogyne enterolobii
Lineage: Eukaryota; Metazoa; Nematoda; Chromadorea; Rhabditida; Meloidogynidae
Source: the annotation of a GenBank genome assembly